CUACCCUGUAAUCUCAAACCGAUUCUCUCGGAAAAAUUGAUUGCACUCCGUCUUUGCCAGCGGUUCUCAAGCGAACGCUUUGCACUAGAAAUUUGUGUACGAAAUUAAAAUUUAAAUAAAAACUUAUAUUGAUAACACGGCAAAGCAAUGAUAAGGCACUUUUUAGUUUGCAAUUUGUGCAAACACACAAAUAAUACCUUUCAACCGAUACCAUCCGCACUAAACAUUGAGUAACACUGGAAACGCACCCCGCGAAGUUGAAGGGUGAGCUCUACAUUCGGUUACUUUGCGUGUGAAACCAUCUCAAAAAACCCAUCCAAAAAUAACUCUACUUGCGUUACCGUUUCUCUCCCGUUUACUCUCCGAUCUCGAGAGCGUGCGCGCAUGCAAUGAAAAUGCUUCUCACGUUUGGCGUGAUGCAAGACACAAACCGGAACGAUGAGCAGUCUUGUUCAUUUGAAGCCAAGCAACGGAAACUGCAGGGUGUAAUUCGUUUAAUUCGGACUUUUUUUUGGCGUAACGCGGUACGCGCGUGCAUGGCUUGAUAAUUGUCAUUCCGAUAUUUUGUGUGUGUGUGUGUUUUUUUUAAUAGCAAAAAAAAGGUAAAACAAUAAACGAAGCGAAUGAGUGAGCGUUUGAUUAAUUGUAUUGCGUGUGGGUAUGCUCCUGUGUACACAUCGUGCCGAUCGUUAUAAGUGCUGAUCGAAUGAUCGUUACUCACCAGUUCGAUCACCCGAGUAUGUUAGAGAUGUUUAGUUUGUGUGUGUUUACGUGUUAUAUAUAUUUGUGUAAAAUCUCUUACAUUAUAAGGUCUAUAAGGUCUUGAAUGUUGUUAAAAAGUCGCUAAGAAAGAUUACCUUCCGGGCACAGCAAGAAACACAGCUGACAGCUGGGCAGCUAGCCCCUAACAUCAGUAACAAUGUGCACAAUCAAAGUCUCCUAUCAACCAGAACCCCUAAGUGGUAGGGAAAUCUGUUGAAAUUUUUCACAAACGAUAAUGAACACAUGGAUGAUGGAAUGAAAAUUCAUUCCGAUAAAAUAGAACAGUGGUUAAUGUGAGUGUGUUAUCGAUAUUGGCAAACACUGAUCGUAAAGCGAUAAACCAACACUUGGGCACUGGGUAGCGAAUGCCGGUUACAACCGGUGCAAAAACAUGAAACUGUGGAAGUCGAAGAAAAGUGUUAGCAGUGCAACGGGCAACGGUACGACGAGCUGUGUGUCCAGCUCGGGCAGUACGCUCAAGAAUGGUGGCAGCAUGCUGUCGAAAACGUGCAAAUUUAGCAACGGCAGCAGCAGCGGAAGCGCCAGCAAUCAAAGCAGCAGCAGCAGCAGCAACGGUCACAGCAGUGCGCUCGAUGACAGCAGUGCCGAAACAUCCUUCAUCAACCAGGGCACCGGAAGCCUGCAGCCGACCGGUGAACCGGUGGCGGUCGGUGGUGUCGUUUCCGCCAUGGUUCAGCACUCAACCGGAAACAUCUUUUCGGCAAGUGAUCGCGCUAUGAGUCCAGCACAGUCGGAAGACUCUGGACUGGCGGCAGAUCGGGGUACAACGUACGCAACGAUUUCGGUGCCGCGCGACAACGGCCAGAUCGGAAUAGUGUUGGCAGAGCGUAGCGAUCUCUCCUUUCCACCGAUGGUGGAAUCUAUCAAUGGGCCGGUAGCGGAUCUGCUAGCACCGGGCGAUCGCAUCCAUCAGGUGGACGGUGUAUCAACAAUUGGGUUGACGAAUCAGCACAUCUUCAGCAUACUGUGCCACGGUGACGGUCCAGCAAUCAUCGAGAUCGAGUAUUCGUUCCCCGAGUACAUUUCACAGAACAGUCUCUGCGUGACGACGAAAAUCGCCCAGAUCACGGUGGAGCGGGAGAACGGAUGCCUGGGGUUAACGCUAAGGGGUGGCGGCGAGUACCCGCUGGUCGUCACGAACGUGCGCAUGAAUGGGCCGGUGUUUAAGACGGGUCAAAUAAAACCGGGCGAUCGUGUGCUGCGUGUGGACAAUGUUUCCCUGCUCAACAAGAGUCUUGCCGAGGCGCAACACAUACUGAAGGAUGUGCACGUAUCGGGCUACACGAACCUCACGAUCGAGUACGACGUUUCGGUGAUGCAGACGGUCGAGCUGAGCAUGGGACCGCUGCUGUUGGAGAUCGAGCGUCCGCUCAAUGAAAAGCUGGGCUUGAUACUGAGCAACUACUCCAGUGCGGUUAACUUGAACGAUAUCUACCACAGCAGCUACAAGCUGAAUGAGGUACAGCCGGAUGGAAUUUUCAUCGCCAGCAUACUACCGGCGAGCAUUGCCGACAGAUGUGGCGCACUAACCGUGGGCGAUCAAAUACUUUCGAUAGACGAGAAUGUAGUCGAUAAUGGUGUCUGCACGUUGGAGGAGGCUACCGCACUGUUGGAUGCGAACUGCAUCAAAGGUUACACCCAAUUACACAUACUUCCUGCCCAUAUGUUUGUUCGACGUCGAGGCAUUUCGUGCUCCAGUCCCCGUUACGGCUUUAACACGGUCGAUUCGCGUAAAAAUCUCACAAGCAACAAGCAUCGACGGUUGCUGCGAAAGAGCUCACUGCCGCAAACGUCCGAAGAUGGGUUGCUACAUUCGACCGUCGGGCUGUGCCGGGCGGAAAAGAUACACAUCAUACUGGACUGUUCGCAAGGUUCCGGCAUCUGUCUCGGUCCGAAAAGCCCGUGCGGACGCGGGUUUGUGAUCGCCCAGAUCAUGCCGGACUCGGUGGCGGAGCGUUCCGGUUGCCUGCAGAAGGGUGACCGCAUCAUCGCCAUUAACAAGAUGUGCAACCUCGAUGGGAAUGCGGUCCGCCAGAUAUUGGGCGACUUUGGACCGGUAACGGUGGCGAACCAUUACCACAACCAGGCGCAAACAUCGAACUGGGUGGAGCUGGAGAUUGAGUUCGAUAUGGCGGAUUCGGUUGUACCUGCUAGCGGUGUGUUUAACAUCAAGCUGCUAAAGCAAAGCCGCUGCGGGCUUGGUAUUACCGUGAACGGUAAUGCGCACGGUUCGUUCAUUAUCUCGGAGGUAAAACCGGGCAGUGCGGCACACCGGACCGGUUCACUGCGAGCCGGCGAUUUACUGAUGGCCGUCGAUAAUCGCCCGCUGCAGCAUUACAAUCUGGAUCUGUUGCUAAAGGAAAGCAAGAAUGACUUUAUCACGCUGACGGUGAAACGUAACUCGCUGCCCGAUUUCUUAUUCGACGCUCAGCAAAAGUCCUCAGGCAUCUAUGGCAGUACGGAGGAUGGUGCUUUUACGUAUGGAAAUAGAUAUACCGAUGCGACGAUACUGAAGAUGAACAACAAUACCGAGUCAUACCAGAUGGAUGAACAGCUCCGGCGUCCUGUGUGGUCUAAUACACCUUCGUACGAUGGAGCUGUCCAAAGUACCGGUACGCUGAAAGGUCCUGCUCAGUCGGGGGGAAGCACAGAGCAUCUACCGCUACCACCGGCCCAUCUCCUCAGCGUGGAUAGUGAACCGGCCGAGGAGCGGUACGACGACAUCAUGCACUACAAGAUGGUGUCGAUGAACAUUAGCAACACAAACUAUGUCGGUUUCGGUAGUGCCUCCACUGCAUCGCCCGAUAAUACAAUCACCUACGCGAACGAACAACCGCCAGCGCCGCCAUCACUGCCAGCAGCAACGGAGGAACCAAGGCAACACAUUUUUAACGUCCGAUUAGAACCGAACGGUGGUCCACUCGGUAUAACGCUCGCCGCUAGUGAAGAUCUGCAGAAACCCAUCAAGAUCAGUGCCGUUGCGGAAGGCGGCGUUGCGCACAGUGUCGGCCAGCUGCAGGUCGGCGACUGUCUGCUUGCAAUUAAUGGCGAAAGUGUCAGCGGGUUACCACUCACGACUGCUACGAAAUUACUGCAAAAGUUUGAAAACGUCGUCGAUCUGCAGAUAGCACGUACGGAACCGGGGUUAAACACACCGGACCGUACGGUGGCGACGGCUGUGUACGCAAAGGUCCAACGUAGACCACGCAGUCCGUCGAUCAACGACGGUGCAUCGAGCAAUUCGUUCGGCCAGAGUUCGCAGGGUAACGUCCAGACGAUGCAUGUGACGCUGUUCAAGGAUCGUGUGUACGACGACUACGGUUUCUCUGUCUCGGACGGUCUUUACGAGCGGGGUGUCUACAUCAACCGCAUACGUACUGGUGGUCCAGCCGAUCUAGCCGGUCUACUGAGACCGUUCGAUCGUAUUGUGCAGGUGAACGGAACCAAAACGCAGGACUUUGACUGCUGUCUGACGGUGCCAUUGAUAGCGGCGGCAGGUGACAAGAUCGAGCUUGUCAUACAGCGCACCCUGUCGGAGUAGGCGUACGCAGAACUAGCAAAUGGGAACAAACUGUAUGCCACCUGUGGUUCACUUGCUGUAAUCAGCUUUGCUCCUUUUUAAUCCUUCCACAAAAAAGUGUUUAUUCCUUACUCUCGUCUUCCCCUCUCUCUCUCUCUCGCUUUCUCUCUUUUUCUUCCUCUAUCACACACACAAAUACUUUUUCUCACUCGCUCUGUACUACAUGUUUCCAAUCACUAAAAACAAAACAAACAAAAAACAUUUGAAGAAAAAAAAACAUUCAGCUUUUCACUAAUAUGGCGUAUUUAUUUAACUAUCUUUAGUCUCCACUAACGUGUUAGUGUAACAGUUUAAUUUAACAAACAACAUGACAAUAAAUCCUGAGCAAAAAGACUAAAACGGAGCGCCGGGGAGAUUGUUGUUUAUUUACUGUAUUUAGAACCCGGCUGUGCAAAGUGCAUUACGCUGUACCGGAUGUACAAAGGUGCUGCUACCAUAAUAGUUCUAUUGACGUCACUGGGGGUGUGUGUUUAACACUUUCUUAUCAAUUGUAUCCCAGUGCUCGGAUUGAAAAUACGUCGCUACUUUACAUGCUUAAUUAGAUUCUUUUGAUUUUGUAUUUUUGUUUUUGCAUCAUACAUCUUAAUGAAUGUUUGUUAGAUCAAGAUCACUUAAGGAAGUUAUUCUUCAAAUUUCUUGAAUUAUUGAGUUCUCAUGGAAAUAUGAGCAGUACUUCAUCCGUAACGCUGUAUGUCAUCUGGGUACUGGGUACUGCCCGGAGAAAGAAUAUCAUAAUUAGUGUAUCAUUAAACAAUUUCUUUCAAUUAAAAGAUCACACAUUUGGUUGAAUUAAAAAAAAAUAAAUAAACCGCGUGCUCCGCUACUCAUUGCUCCACAACUGAGGGGUUGUCAGAUUUGGCUUCGACAGCAUCUUCAAUGAGAGAUGGGUUUUUUUCCUACUUCUUCUAUGUCUGUUUGUCGCUCUCGGUUUGUCUUUCCAUGCACGUCUCAAUCUACGUCGCUUUAACAAAGCAUGCGCAGAAUCGCUCCCGAACGAUUUCGGAGCGAACGUGUGAGUAUCAAUUCGACUGAUCGUUCUUUCUACAGCUAAAGUUUUAGCGUUGGAAGAGCUAUUUAAAACGCUCUCGUCUACGGACGGAUCAGUAGCAGGAAUCAUCUCCGUCUCAGUGCAAUACCCGGCAAGGGUUUUCGUAAAGCAGCUAGUUGGAAAGCAACGCGGAAGUUACUCACUCGUCGUAACUAUUUUUUGGGACUUUUUACACAGAAGGGACAAUAUAAGAAGCAAUAAGUUGUUGUAGAAGCUGCUCAGUACUAAAAGGUUGCUCCGCGUGCAUGUUCUAAGUGGUGGAAUCGUUGUGCUAAGAAGAACGUUUAAAUAUUUGUUUGAAUACCGUUUGUGGAAUAAUUAUUAACCUAAAGUUACAGUAAGGUUAGGUAUUGUGCAACAGUGAAAAGACACCAAAAA
Molecule: messenger RNA, 5789 nt
Organism: Anopheles funestus (African malaria mosquito)
Lineage: Eukaryota; Metazoa; Arthropoda; Insecta; Diptera; Culicidae
Gene: Grip
Product: glutamate receptor-interacting protein 2
Exons: 10
Coding region: 1154-4324 (1056 amino acids)
Biological process (GO): neurotransmitter receptor transport, endosome to postsynaptic membrane
Molecular function (GO): protein binding
Source: RefSeq, a predicted model, not a curated record